GAGGGCGGGCCACCUGUGACGGCGCGCGAGCGGAGAGGAGCCGCGCAGAGUGCCGGGUGUCAUUUCAGCGGUUGUUUGCGUGUUUGAGAGAUUGUGUGUGUGUGUUUAUGUGUGUGUGUGGGCGUUUAAAGUCCAGUUGGAUUACCCUGAGCACAAGGAAACGUACAUGUCCUUUCUCUUCGCGGAAUUUGUACGUAGUUCAGCUCUCAAGCCAGCCGUUGUCAUGGUGUCAACCCUGAGGCACUGCUGGGACUUUCUGUUUCUUCAGUCCUCUCUACGGCACAGUGAAAGAGGCUGCCUGCUUGCCUGCCAGUGUUUGUCUGAGCGCGUGGGUGAGUUUGUGUGUGUGUGUGUGUGUGUAGGGGUGAAUAUGUUUGUGUGAGUGCCUUUGCAUUUGUAUACACCCUGGUCGAAGACUGUUUGUCCCAUGAGACGCUCGGCAGAUAUGCAGGGAGCUCGAUCCCCUGCACUGCAGUUCCUGCUGCUGAGCUGUUGUGUGUGUGCGGCGGCCAGCUACCCAUUCAAAACGCCCCUGGACCUGGAUGUGACACCGCGCGUCACCGUGUUGAGCAGCGGUCUCCAAGGCUGCAGACGUUUCCAGUCCUCUGCAGUCAACUACAGCACCAUCCUGCUCGAGGCUGACAGUGAGCGUCUCUAUGUCGGGGCCCGGGGGGCUGUAUUCGCGCUCAAUGCCUCUGACAUCUCAGCCAUCUCUGCUCCCACUAUUGAGUGGGAGGCCUCCCCUGAACAAAAACGCCAGUGUUUGCUCAAGGGAAAAGACAACAAGACCGAGUGUUUUAAUCACAUCCGCUUCCUCCAGAGGUUCAACUCGACUCAUCUCUACAUGUGUGGGACUCAUGCCUUCAGACCACUCUGUGCAUACAUAGAUGAAAAGAGGUUUGUGAUAUCAUCUCAGCCUGAGGAGGGCAGAGACAAAUGUCCCUAUGGCCCAACAACAGGCUACACCGCCCUCAUCAUAGACCAGCAGAUGUAUACAGCUUCCCAGUAUGAGUUUAGGAGCUUUCCAGAUAUCCGCCGCAACUCUCCUUCUCCCACACUGAAGACAGAAGAUGCCCCCACACGCUGGCUGAAUGAGGCAGACUUUGUGGGCUCCACACUUGUGAGGGAGAGUUUGGGCAGCAGCACCGGCGAUGAUGAUAAGAUCUACUUCUUCUUCACCGAGAGGAGCCAGGAGCAGACGACAACCUACAGUCACAGCAGGGUGGCACGAGUGGCUAGGGUUUGUAAGGGGGACCGGGGAGGCCGUUUAACUCUCCAGAAACGGUGGACGUCCUUCCUCAAGGCCAGGCUGAUGUGUUCUCUGCCCGAGUACGACUUCCACUUUAACAUGCUGCGCAGCGUGUUCGUCAUGCCUGGCCACACGCCACAGGACACACUCUUCUACGGCAUCUUUGGCCUGGAGUGGAAAAACGUGAAGGCGUCUGCUGUGUGUCGGUUUUCUCUUUCUGAAGUCCAAGAGGCCUUCCAAGGACCCUACAUGGAGAACCAGGACUCUGGCUCUAAGUGGAAAGAAUACACUGGGAGGAUCCCUGACCCACGACCUGGAACGUGUAUUACCGACGUGCUGAGGGCCAGGGGCAUAAAUGUCUCCACCUCCUUGCCCGAUGAUGUGCUGGACUUUGUCAGGAGGCAUCCUCUGAUGUCCCAGCAGGUCCAACCUUCAGACAGGCGCCCCCUUUUGUUCAGGAGGACCACAGACUACACACACAUGGCCAUACACACGAUCCAAGGCUUAGAUGGACAAACAUACCGUGUAUUAUACAUGGGCACAGAUGAAGGCUGGUUACACAAAGCUGUAGAAGUCGAGGGUCAACUGCACAUUAUCGAGGAGCUUCAGCUGUUUGAGGAACCACAGCCUGUUAACAAUCUACUGAUAUCUGCAAAACAGAUGAGUGUGUACGUGGGCUCUCCAUCAGCCGUGGUGCAGCUGCCACUCUCUGACUGCCGCAGAUACACUUUCUGCUAUGACUGUAUCUUUGCCAGGGACCCACACUGUGCCUGGAACGGAGCCCAGUGUGUGGACAUAAUGGCACAAACCGACAGAUCCACUUUAAUCCAGGACAUCCAGCACGGCAGCAGGGGAUGUGAGAACACACAAGAUGAUGUCGUCCAGCGGAGCCGCUCUGUGCGGGUGGGUGAUGACGUGCUGCUACAGUGUGAGCUCAGCUCCAACCUGGCGACACCCCUCUGGACUCUGGAUGGCAGCGAGCUGCAGGGUUACGGCCUCAACUCUGGCUUCAGAACCGGCACAGACGGCCUGCUGAUCAUCGAGGCUCGGCAGGACCAGAGCGGGCUGUACACUUGCAACGCUGUUGAGAACAAUAUCAAGGUCGCCAUAGUUAGGUAUAAUGUCACUAUCCGCCUGGACCUGCCCCUUCCCCCACCUGUUGAUCCAACUGAAGACCCUUACCGUUUCUUCGCUACCCUCCGAGCACCCACCGAGCGUUCAUCCUCCGAAAGACCCCUGCCACCACCCCCAGCCCCUCUCCUCCCCCACUCAGAGCUGCUCUCCCCCAGGAACAUGGAGGCCAUGUACCUGUCCCUCAUCACCAUCCUCGGAGGCCUGUGCGUGGUCCUCACUGUGGUCCUCAUCUAUGUGGGCUUCUGCCUGCGCGUGGGCCACAGAGGGAAGUACUCAUUACGUGCCGCGGCUGCUGCUUACCCGAACAGUAAGAGGCAGAACAGGAAAGGAAAACAGCACAGAAGCUCCUCCCACAUGGAGCUGAAGACCAUCUCAAGCCACUGUAAUGGCAACGGCAUUUGUAAUGGAGUUUCAAAGCAACAUAACAGCGACAUCCAGGACGGAGGCUUCCUCCAGAUUGUCCCCGGUGAGGGUCACCCAUCACCCAAUAAUGAGCCUCCUCCCCCUGCCCCUCCCCUUCCUCCCACGCCGCAACUUCCGUCUCCAGAGUCUGACUUCCCCAACGGGCUGUCAGCCACGCUGCCCAGCGUGCUGAGGAGAAUGAAUGGGAACAGCUACGUGCUGCUGAGGCAGAGCGACUCUGAAAGCACAUCACCGCUCUGCUACUCCUUUGCUGAGGAGCUCAAUAGGAUCUUAGAGAAGAGGAAACACACUCAGCUGCUGCCCAGGCCGGACGAGAGCUCUGUGUAGAGAGAUGUAACUCCCCCUGUGGUGGGAGGGCUGCUGUGUUUUUACCUGGUGCUGAAGUGCCUGCUAUAAUACUCACGAUUGUUGCAGACUAAAGCAAUGAGAGAGUCUUAUCUACAUUCUUUACUUUGGAUUCUUUUUUCCACAUUUAAACAUUCCUGCUUUUUGAACCUCUGGGCAGUUUGUCAACCUUAAUUCCCAAAUUUCCCAACACGGGUUCCACGUGAAGGUCCAAGUAUGAUGUAGAAAAAAAGUGCAAUCUACCUCACCUCAGUGCUGCGAAGAAGGACGAGCAGUCAGACUGUGGUCUGGGCUGAUAUCUCGGUCACAGAAAGAUCUCUGAUCCAAAGCACAGAUGCACAGACUCAAGAGAGGAGCAGAGCCCUGUGGGAGUAUAAAUACAUGUGAAGACUUAUGUUGUGGGGUGGCCAUAUUUGGCUCAAUUCUAACUGGAGGGCAGCUAGCCAAAGUUUGUUUGCACUGACAAGUGAACAGAUGGCUUAUGCAUUUUUAAAAUGUGACAUUCACACGUUUUAAAUAUUGAGGGAAUGGAUGUGGUGAGCGAGGGAAUUUGGUUUGCAAUGUUUUCACUUUUAAUACUGACUUAACAGACACAAAAUAAUAUACAAUAACUCCUAACACUUUACACCAGCCACCAAAUGGUGAACUAAUCGUUAUUUAAUAUUACUAUUAACCAGAAUUUGGAGUAAGUAAUUAACCAAAUUGAAGAUUUAUUAAUUUAGUUAAGUAGUAAUAACAUAAUGUAUGUCACUUAAUUAUUAAUUAAUCACAAUAGUAAAAAUUAAAACAAUUAUUAACAUGUGGUAUUCAAACUUGUUAGAAAUGAAAUAAUCAUCCUUGUACUGCCAAAAUUAAGAAAUUUUGGUAAUUACAUAAUUUGCAGUUAAACUUUUAUUUAUUAUUAAAGUAUGUUCAGACACAAUAAGAAUUAAUGUGCUUAGAGCCCUAAUUAAAGUCACAGUUGAGGCUCGCUCAAUCCAUUAUAAAUGGUUGAAAUUGUCAUAUGUUGAAGCCAAAUGUUGGUCUUUAUUAUAAUGUUGCAGCUUAUGUCUGCUACAAAUAGGAAACAAGUGGCCAUUAAAAAAAAUUAUAUAAAUAAACAUUAUAGGGUCUGUAUUAUAUAUAAAAUUGAUAGAAUAUUAAUGAAUAAAUAAGGAAAUAAUGUUAUUUAACCUUUACAUUAUUGAAGAAAUGUUAAAUAGUGAUUAUUUCACCAAGUGUUAAUAGACACCCUAAUGAAUAUAUCACAGUGUUAUUGAUUUUAAUGCACUUUAACUAAGCGCUUUGGGAAAGUUAUUGGAAGCUAUUAUGGAAUUUGACAGUGACCUGUCAAGAACCAGCGGCGUUUUUGACUUUUGUCAGCGUGAAGAGCUGCAGCAGUGAAACUCACAGCUGUGACCGCUGGACCUUCUUUGACACAGGUGGAUUAGAAGGACUGUGAUUGAUCCGCUGAGCCUGAAUCCACUGCUGAGUGACACCCUGCACCAGACCAUAACACAAAGCCACUGACUGUGGGGCACAGGAAGAAGCAUCCAAGGUCUAAGGAGCACAGGUCAGUUUUUUACAUCUCCUAAUUUCAUUCGCGGGGAUGCCAUCUCCCAACCAGCAUCAGAUGGUAGGACUGGCCGCAAUGAUGUUCUUUUAAUGAGCAGUGAAAAAAUUUCACCAUCGUUAGUGGACAACGACGCCAGAAGAGAGAGAGAGGCUGGAUAAGGGCUACAGCAUGAGAGUCUCUGCACCUAGAGCGCAUCUCUGCUUCCCCUCAACCGGAAUGAAAAUCUUUGGCUGCAGUGUUUCACCGAGCAGCGUUUGUUCUUCAGACAGCGGCUCUCUGUGCGCAGAGAGCAUCCUUGCCUCUGUUUGAUGCAAACUUGUCAGACCAAACGCGACAUAUAUUGACUUUUUUCCUCACACUUGCUGCAUGAAUUAAGUUUCAACACUGCUGUUUUAUCUUUAAAUCAAAACAAGGAUAACUCGUCUUAAUAUUAAUGAGAAGUGCCAAGGUUUAUGUUUAAAAAGUGCUUUGUGAGCCUAUUUUAUCGCAAAACCAGAGGAGAGUGAUUAAUAAUGUAAUUUUGUACAUUGUGUUUUGGAAGAUAUUGUCAAUGUUGUUCAAGUGCCACAUGUGAGACACCCAUCUGUCGAGUAGGAGGGUCACAAUUUGCCUGUGUUGCACAAAAUGUGAUAGAUAGAAGCACGGUAGCCAAAAGCAUGCAGAGCCUGUACCAGCACCACAGAAUUUAAUAUUUAUAACCUACUAAUGGGAGGAAAAAUACACCAAUUUACCUAUUCAUUAUAACUAUUAAUUAGGUAUCAUUCAGCUUUUCUGUCACUGUAAUAUCCACAUAUUAGUUUUGAUCUCUAUUUGCAUGUUACACCAUGCUUGUGCACACAGCAAAUCAAAUUAUUUUACUCAACUAACACAAAGAAUAACAGGACAGCGGGUUCCUUCACAUUUCUGUCAUGAGUUCAAAAUAAAACUUUGUACCUCAACUUCUUCCUCUUCUCAACAUUGCUUGUGCAUAUUUACAGUUUGCCUCUCACAUUUCAAAAGCUAGGUAGAUGAAACAAACCUUUACCCUGUCAAAUUAUUGGAGCAGAGCCCUGGUAUGUUAUAAGACGAGGCUGAGCAAACUGUAUCAUGCGCUAAAUAUCGUCAAACACUCGGGGAAAAAGGAGGCGUCUGCAUUGUUACUGGAGGCAGGCCAGCGUUCCCGCAGCAGGGUACAGACUGGUACGGAAACGGUUGCCGGGAGGUUGACGUCCCAGGACUGGUUCAAAUCCAACAGGACAGUAUUGUCGACAAAACCCAAACAUACAGUACUCGUGCUGUGUGCUGUGAAGGCAUUAAAAGAGAAAGUGUUACCUCAGUCGAUGCAAUUAUUAUAAAAGAGCAACCAUUCUUACUCUCAAUCUGAGCCUUUUGCACUGAUCUUUCACAAAUGCCACAGUCGAUAUCUAACACCCACGGAUUUUUCGGUCAUCCAUAUGACCUUUCUCGUGUUCCUGGGUGAGAGGGUAACACCCAGCUUUCAGACAAUAGCUCAGUUGUUGUAGUACAUUAUUGGCAGCACGACAAAACAUUCAUAAAUAGGACAGCCGUUACUUGCACACACAAACAAGCACAGCCAAGGAGAAGAUCUGUAAGAGAGCCAAGUACCUGCAGAGCCUACAGCUUGAUAUGUGAUUAACAAACUCUCAUGGUUGGUGUGUUAUUUACGUAAUGCUGCCUCAGUUUAAUCAGGGUCAACAGGAAGAGCUUGUUCUGCCUCACGAGUGGCAGAUUGGAAUAUUUUUAUCUCAUUCACUUAAAAUGUCUAGAUUAAAUAAAGCGCUGCUGCCCUGAUGAGAUUCGUGUCAUGACAUACCACUGUCUUAAGUGUUCAAAACUGAGCUCAUGCUAGUGGCAUGGCUCUAGGGAUGGCAGUGUCGGUCUGUUAGUCCGUCGGUCCACUACUCCGGUAAAGAAUGAAGUAUCUCAACAUCUACUUGAUGAAUUAGCACAACAUUUUGUAGAGACAUUCAAGUUUCCCAGAGAAUGGAUCCUAUUGACCUUUGUGAUCCCCUGACUUAUCUUUGAGCGCAACCAUAAGGUUGACAUUUGUGGUUUUAAGUGAAAUAUCUCAAAAAUGUUGGGAUUUACCGCAAUACAUCCAUUAUUUAUCGCCCUAAAAUCUGGUACACAUACCUGUGUACCUCAGGAUGAAGUAUUAUCACUUUGAUGAUCCCUUGACUUUUCGUGUAGCACUAUCAUCAGGUCAAAAUUUCGGUUUGUCCAAUAUGUCUG
Xiphias gladius (swordfish) is the source of this 6938-nucleotide messenger RNA. It is a transcript of the gene sema4ga, whose product is annotated as sema domain, immunoglobulin domain (Ig), transmembrane domain (TM) and short cytoplasmic domain, (semaphorin) 4Ga. Gene Ontology annotation, biological process: positive regulation of cell migration; negative chemotaxis; negative regulation of axon extension involved in axon guidance. The coding region runs from base 428 to 3133 and encodes 901 amino acids. NCBI's taxonomy places the organism in Eukaryota, Metazoa, Chordata, Actinopteri, Istiophoriformes, Xiphiidae. The transcript is spliced from 17 exons. The record is from RefSeq and is a predicted model, not a curated record. Gene Ontology annotation, molecular function: chemorepellent activity; semaphorin receptor binding.